AUAAGCCCCAUAAGUGUAACUAUUGUGACAUGGUGUUUGCACAUAAGCCAGUUUUGAGGAAACACCUUAAACAGCUGCAUGGCAAAAACAGCUUUGAUAAUGCCAAUGAGAGAAAUGUACAAGACCUCACAGUGGAUUAUGAUUCUUUUGCAUGUACAACAGUCACAGACUCUAAAGGGUGUCAGCCACAGCCUGAUGGAACACAGGUCCUGGAUGCAGAUUGUGACAAUGGCUGCUGAGUCUGAAGUUCUGCACUUCCAGUUUGAACAGCAAGGAGAUGCAGUCUUGCAGAAAAUGAAUCUCUUGAGACAGCAAAAUUUAUUUUGUGAUGUAUCAAUUUAUAUUAAUGACACGGAGUUCCAGGGGCACAAGGUGAUUUUGGCUGCUUGCUCUACUUUUAUGAGAGAUCAGUUUUUACUAACACAGUCAAAACAUGUCAGAAUCACCAUCCUUCAGAGUGCAGAAGUUGGAAGAAAAUUAUUACUCUCUUGCUAUACCGGAGCACUAGAAGUGAAAAGGAAAGAGCUUUUGAAAUAUUUGACUGCUGCCAGUUACCUUCAGAUGGUUCACAUUGUGGAAAAGUGCACAGAGGCCUUGUCAAAGUAUCUGGAAAUUGAUCUUGCCAUGAAAAAUAACAACCAACACACUGACCUGUGCCAGUCUUCUGAUCCAUAUCAUAAAAGUGAAGAAGAAAAUUCUGAGAAAGACUGUGAGAUAAUUGAAAUCUCAGAAGAUAGUCCAGGAAACAUAGAUUUCCAUGUGAAAGAAGAAGAAAAUGUGUUGCAGUCUACAGUGGAGAGCAUGCCAUCAGAAAGAAAGGAAAUGAAGUCACCAGAGCUGUCUACAGUAGAUAUCGGUUUUAAAGACAAUGAAAUUUGCAUCCUCCAUGUAGAGUCCAUCAGUACAGCUGGUGUGGAAAAUGGGCAGUUUUCACAGCCUUGUACAUCAUCAAAAGCAAGCAUGUAUCUCUCUGAAACACAGCAUUCGCUGAUCAAUUCUACAGUGGAAAGCAGAGUGGCAGAAGUUCCUGGACAUCAAGGCCAGGGCUUAUUUUGUGAGAAUGCUGAUGGCAGUCACGGCACGGUGAACGAGAUUCAGAAUGUGGAAGAGAAUCAUUCACUGAGGCACCAGUGCCCCAGGUGUCCUCGAGGGUUUCUUCAUGUUGAAAACUAUCUGCGCCACCUUAAGAUGCAUAAACUGUUCUUGUGCUUACAGUGCGGGAAAACGUUCACACAGAAGAAAAAUCUUAACCGGCAUAUUCGAGGGCACAUGGGCAUACGGCCUUUUCAAUGUACUGUGUGCUUAAAGACCUUCACUGCCAAAAGCACACUUCAGGACCACUUGAACAUACAUAGUGGGGAUCGGCCAUACAAAUGUCACUGUUGUGAUAUGGAUUUCAAGCACAAAUCUGCCCUUAAAAAACAUUUAACUUCUGUUCAUGGCAGAAGUAGUGGUGAAAAACUAUCUAGGCCUGAUCUGAAAAGGCAAAAUCUAUUAUAAUCAGAAUUGUGGACUUGCUGUGUAAACUUUAUAUAAUUCUGUUAGGCAAGUCUUUGUGUAGAAAUACAGCAUUUGUAAUACUAUAUGCCCUCCCUUCAUCUUUAGGUUUUAUUUUAUUUUUUUGCGGUACCGGGGAUCGAACUCAGGACCUUGCCUUUGCCAGGCAGGAGCUUAUGCCUCUGAACUUGUCUCCCCAGCCCAAAAUUUUUAGGUUUUAUUUUUGAUCUGCCGGAGCAUACUACCUUUUUUGUGAACUAAAGUUGAGGGAGGCGUGAUAAAGCUGAUGGGAUGAAUUAUAUACUGUACAAAUCCUAAAGAAAUAUAUCCCUGGAGAAAUUAGUGUUCUUUUUAAAUAUUCUCAAUUCUAAUUGACUGAGAACAGUAUUUGCAAGAUUCUGAUGUAUAUUCUCUAGGUAAUUGAUUUAAAUGUUAAAUCUAACCAUAUGAUAACUUUAAUGAGUUAGGUUGACAAAAAAUAAAUUUUAAAAUGAUGUUGUCUAUUAUUGGUCACUUUAAGAACAAAUAGGAUUAGCAAUUUUUUUUCUUUUAAUAUGUAGCCAGUGUUCUUAGGUUCUAAACUAAGGUGCGUACAAUUAUGAGCUAAAGUACUCAUAACUAUUUUUGUUUCAUAACUUUGUAAAGAAGUAAUUCAGAUUUACUUUUUGAUAGCAGAAUUUCCUUAUGUGUUAAUAUUUCUUCCAAUACUUUUAUUGCUAUUUGUUAUCAUAUAUUUUAGAAUAAUUAGAUCCACAUUUCUUUCUUUUUUUUUUU
Octodon degus (degu) is the source of this 2271-nucleotide messenger RNA. Its product is annotated as zinc finger and BTB domain-containing protein 26. Bases 79 to 1500 code for a protein of 473 amino acids. Lineage: Eukaryota; Metazoa; Chordata; Mammalia; Rodentia; Octodontidae. Gene Ontology annotation, molecular function: RNA polymerase II cis-regulatory region sequence-specific DNA binding; protein binding; DNA-binding transcription factor activity, RNA polymerase II-specific. The record is from RefSeq and is a predicted model, not a curated record. Gene Ontology annotation, cellular component: nucleus. The transcript has 2 exons. Gene Ontology annotation, biological process: regulation of transcription by RNA polymerase II.